GAUGAUUAAAUGUAUCAACAACUUUGACACGGAGAUAUGAUUAAGACUAACAUCUAAAUGAAAAUGGUUAAUGUUGAUGUGAAUGCUUAAUGAUGUUCAUUAUGAGUAAUGUACUGAGACAAUGGUGUAGACACAAUUCAUUUAUUUUCUCUCAUAUUUAUAUGUUUCCACGAAAAGUAAGAUAUAAGUUAAAGAUAAAUCUUAUAAACAGUAAAAGAUAAUACUUUUAUACUAUAAAGAUCAUAAUAUAUAAUAUACUAGUAUACUUUAUAUAUAAAAGGGAUACAAAUGCAGUCAGGAAAAGCUUAGAGGAAACAAGAGCUUUCGAGAGAUAGAGAAGUACACUGGAUGACAGUCUAUGAGAGACUGGCUCAGGUUAUAAGCAGGCGUUUCCAGCGAGGAGGAGUCUGAGAAGACUGUCACUUAGCCGCUGUAGCGCACACACAUAGGAGCUUCACAGACUAAAGAGCUACUAUAGAGCUAAAUGUACUUUUGAAUUAGGAUAAUGGGUUUCCUAUUGAUGGAUUGUAUAGGAGUUAAAUUUAACAGUUACUUUCACUCAGAAAUUAAUUAUAUUUGACCUACUUCUUGCCUGUAACUAGGGAAUUUCACCAGUGUGGGCUUAAUAAAAUCUUUCUUAUGUCAUAUAGGUGAUAAACAAACAGUUGAAUUUUGAUUUCAAAGACAAAUUUUGUCAUUUUUAACAUCUAUUCUAUUUUCUUAUAGUAAAAUGUGUAUUUAUUAGUAAAGGGAAAUCAUUCAUAUAGAAACAAUAUGUUUUGUAGCAACUUACAGAAAUUCUUAUUUGGCCUUUUUAUCUAGGUUUCACUGACCCCAGGAAGAGGUUAAAAAGUGAGACCUGUCUUUUCUGAACUCAGUAAAUUAUUACAGAAAUGUGUAGUUAUGUUAAGUAGUUUUGUGUAUGUGUUUUAAUGAAGCAGUCCAACUUUUUUUUUUAACAAAACAAAAAAAAGCAGCUGCUUAUAAUUAUGAAAACAGAUACUUCGAAAGUUCCCUGAAGUUCUUUUUGUUCUACAUCAAUACAGGAAAUCACUCUGGCACCGAAGUGAACCUUGUUCUGCUGGGAAUGGCCGGAACUGGAAAGAGUGCAAGUGGAAACACAAUCCUCGGAGAGAAAGAGUUCAUAUCAAAGGCCAGUUCAUGUCCAGUCACCACAGAUUGCCAGGAGGCAAAAACUGUGAUAGGCGGUAGACGUGUACGUGUCAUUGAUACCCCAGACAUCUUUGAUGAUGAGAGGAAAUCAUCAAUUAAGGAACAUGUGAAAAAGUGCCAAGAGCUCUGUCGCUCAGGGCCUUGUGUGUACUUACUUGUGAUUCAAGUUAGCAGAUUUACAGACGGAGAGAGAGACAUACUGAAAAAGUUGGAAACAGCUUUUGGCAGCAAAGUUACAGAACAAACAAUCAUCCUGUUUACUCGUGGAAAAGAUCUGCAGCAAGGAGAAAUGAGCUUUAAAGAGUUUUUGCAUCAGUGCCAGCCUGACCUUAAGAAAAUUGUUGAGAAGUGUAGAGGAAGGUGUGUUGUUUUUGAAAACAGGGCUUCAGGUUCAGAUCAAGUGGAGAAGCGUAUGCAGAUAGUGGAUAGGAUGUUAAAAGAAAAAGAAACAGCUGAAAGACAGAAGAAUGUCUACGUAUCAGGUCAGGCGCAUAAAGGGCAGGGACAGAAUGGGCUGGGAUUGAAUUUUUCUUCCUUCUAGAUAGACACAGACUACAUGGGAAAUGAUUCAAUACCUUGAAGGGGUUGAUUACACUUAUAAUUACAUUUUGAUUUUCUUCUUACUUGGCUUUUUAAUUAGCAGCAUUUGAUCAGAGAUUUUAUAUUUUGUUCAUAGUAUGUUUGUCUGAAAUAAGUUAAUGGAUUUUGUCAAAUGAACCAAACAUAUUUCUUUACUCUGUAUAAGAGCUCCAUCUUUCUCACUUUGUGAACCUUUGUAAACUGUGAUGACAUAAACAAUACAUUUAACAAUAAAUAAA
Messenger RNA from Perca fluviatilis (European perch), 1991 nucleotides. RefSeq names its product GTPase IMAP family member 2-like. Lineage: Eukaryota; Metazoa; Chordata; Actinopteri; Perciformes; Percidae. The coding region runs from base 923 to 1714 and encodes 263 amino acids. The record is from RefSeq and is a predicted model, not a curated record. The transcript has a single exon. Gene Ontology annotation, molecular function: GTP binding.